AUGUCAAAGAUUCCACGUAACUUCAAGCUUCUAGAGGAAUUGGAAAAGGGCGAAAAGGGGCUUGGCGCCCAGUCCAUCUCAUACGGCUUGUCCAACCAGGACGAUAUCACCAUGACCUACUGGAACGGAACCAUUUUGGGGCCUCCACAUUCAACCCACGAAAACAGAAUCUACUCCUUGAGCAUUGUGUGUGGCGAACAUUACCCGGACCAGCCCCCUGAUGUGACGUUUGUCUCCAAGAUCAACCUUCCCUGUGUCAACUCGGAGGGCAAGAUCAUUGCUUCUGAGUUUGACACUUUGAAGAAUUGGAAACGCACCUACACCAUGGAAACCAUUCUUUUAGAGUUGCGUAAAGCCAUGGCUCUGGCCAGCAACAAAAAGCUCCCUCAGCCUGCCGAGGGCUCCACCUACUGA
Molecule: messenger RNA, 414 nt
Organism: Candidozyma auris
Lineage: Eukaryota; Fungi; Ascomycota; Pichiomycetes; Serinales; Metschnikowiaceae
Product: E2 ubiquitin-conjugating protein MMS2
Exons: 2
Coding region: 1-414 (137 amino acids)
Biological process (GO): protein K63-linked ubiquitination; DNA damage tolerance
Cellular component (GO): nucleus
Source: RefSeq, a predicted model, not a curated record